AUGGCAGACAACGACAACCCCGGCAACUUCGCUAACCGCCCCAAGGAGGAGGUUCAAAACAUUGCCGCCAAGGGUGGCAAGGCCAGUCACAGCGGCGGCUUUGCUUCCAUGGACCCUGAUAAGCAGCGUGAAAUAGCGUCUAUGGGUGGAAAAGCUUCGGGAGGAUCUUUUGAACCUGGCAGUGAGAAAGCUCGCGAGGCGGGCCGCAAGGGUGGCUCUCAGUGA
Trichoderma gamsii is the source of this 225-nucleotide messenger RNA. RefSeq names its product conidiation-10. The record is from RefSeq and is a predicted model, not a curated record. The transcript is spliced from 3 exons. NCBI's taxonomy places the organism in Eukaryota, Fungi, Ascomycota, Sordariomycetes, Hypocreales, Hypocreaceae. Bases 1 to 225 code for a protein of 74 amino acids.